AAUUUCGUCAGGACCGGGCGUGGCCCAGAGCCGUUCCUCUAGCGCGCCGCGAAACGCUACCGCACUCGCGCCACUUCGACGCUGAGACUUUCUGCAGUUAACAUCUUCAAUCUUGUCUCCUGGCACGAAACUGUCACGUCCGUUCACCAUGUCUGCUUGGACAUCUCUCGUCGUCCUGCUGGUGGCAUGCGCCUUAGUGCCAUGUCAUGACGCAAGGAGUAUUGCAUAUUUACAGCAAGGACUGCAAAAGAUUAGAGCACAGAAUGCGAAGUAUAUGGACGCAGUGGCAGCGAACAACAUUGAUGCAAUCUUGGAACUGUACACCGAUAACUGUCUCUAUAUGCCCCAGAAUCAUCCCGCUACCAUUGGAAAGGAGGGCAUGCGCUCGCACUUGGGUUGGGUUGCGUAUGCUGAAAAGAUCGAGUAUGAAAUCCAGUACCUGGAUUAUUUGAAUACGAACACGGGGGAAGCCCUCGAGUGGAAGACAAUUACAGUGUACGCCAAGACCGGCGACGUCUUGUUCGAGGGAAAGACUCUCAUUAUUUGGACGUUUGAUUCAGCCACCAACAACUUUAAGGUCGGUUUGGAGAUGUACAACAGUAACGGCAAGCAGUAACGAACCACUUCUCCAUAUUGCGAGACGACGAGAUUGCGCACGGCAUAGACAGAGAACGGAUCGACCCACGAUACAGAACUCACAUUAAAUAUAAUUUUUUUACAUGUUUCUUCUGCCUACACUUAAUAGUUUUUAUAGUAAUUUUAUGGGCAAUGUUAUUGGUUUGUGUGUUGGUUGGUCGGUUGGUUAGUGACAUGUGUUUGUCUGUGAACAGGCUAUAACUCAAACAAAUUUGGACGGAUUUUAAUGAAAACAAAUAAUUAGGGGUGAUAUUUGUACAAAUUGAUUAAUUUUUGAAGUGAUCUGGAUCUGCGUCUGGAUGCAGGAUUUUAAAAAAAGAAUUUCUUAACCAUUAUAUGGAAAAACUUUCACCAGAUCGCUCUGACCAGAUCGCUCUGUGUCACCAUCUUCAUGUGCGUGCACUGACCCGGUGACCCUGUACUGUAUGCCUUAUCACCCACCUAAUCUAACCACACAGGUCAAUGGACUAGACCAUUUUAUACAAUGGGGAGUGGAGAGGUAGGCCAACACAGGCAUAUACAUGUAGAGGGGUACUUGGUCCUUGGUACAAGUACAAAUCGAUUGGAUUUUGUUUAUCCUUGGCGGAGGUGUGCGCUCUCCGAGUGUCUUCUAGUAUCCUUAAAUUGACUACCUAUUUGAAUCUAUGUCAUGAUUGAAGUUGGGAUGAGAACGUAGUGUAUGUUUCUUGAUAAUGAUUCGUUCUUACAUGAUGGUUCAUACCAGUGACGUUUUCUCCUUUAACCAAAAGCCUUUUUUAUCCUCUCAAAACCAACUCGGGUGGGGGAUUUCUCCCUUACACUACGCCUCUGCGUUGGUAGUCACGGUCUAAAACUCCUUCAUGGGCAUACCUAGAUCCCGUGCUGCUACAAACAUUCAAUCCGAUCGGAUUUCUGAAUAUUCACAAAGCCCGAGAAUCAAUUUUUAUUGUGUACAUCAAUGGAAAAAAAUGUUGCCGUAUGAUUAAGACAAUUCGAAGAUUAUUCAACUCCCUUGAAAAUGAAGCAAGAAACACAAGUUAGAGCAGCAUUUCAUACCUGCUCUUCAUAUUACUUGUUGGGAUCUCUACUAAACCAAACUUUCUUUUGGGGGUGGGUAGCUAACAAGGUUUGCUUAAAAAUAAAGAAAAGUUUUGCAUCGAAA
Molecule: messenger RNA, 1777 nt
Organism: Patiria miniata (bat star)
Lineage: Eukaryota; Metazoa; Echinodermata; Asteroidea; Valvatida; Asterinidae
Exons: 4
Coding region: 149-616 (155 amino acids)
Source: RefSeq, a predicted model, not a curated record